Molecule: messenger RNA, 2827 nt
Organism: Megachile rotundata (alfalfa leafcutting bee)
Lineage: Eukaryota; Metazoa; Arthropoda; Insecta; Hymenoptera; Megachilidae
Gene: FipoQ
Product: F-box/LRR-repeat protein FipoQ
Biological process (GO): positive regulation of protein ubiquitination
Molecular function (GO): protein binding
Source: RefSeq, a predicted model, not a curated record
ACGACAGAAAGUUAAGAUUAUUUUAGUUACAUUUUUCACCUCCGACCCAGAACGUAAGGUGCUAAGCACAAGAACAUCACGAUGGUCGAGUAGGUUCAUUUUUUCACGAACAUUCACGGUUGCAUACGUUCCGAAUUGAACAAAAAAUUCAUUUCAAGAAAGCAUUUAAUCUUAGAAAGGAUUUGAAUCAAUUACGUAACAUUGAAACGUCGAUUCAAUUUUUCCAAACGUUUACAAGUAACUUUUUGUACCACAAAAAAUUUCAAGUUUCCCCUAAAAAAAAAUGAAGAACCUAUGCAAUCCUAGUUUUCGUGUGGUGCCUUUUUACCUGGUAUAAAAAAUGAAUCAUCGUGUGAAAUCUCUUCGUGCAGUUUGCAUAGCUGACUAAAAUAUCAAUAUCGUGAGAGUGUGUCUAAUAACAUUUUGGUUAAACAAAUCGUGAACGUCCGAGUGUUGAAACUUGCAAAAAUAAAGGAUACGUAUGUCGAUGAUGCUCCAUGUUUAAUUCACUGAUGUUUAACUCCGUUCUCGAUCGACGAUUUUAUCUUCAUCAUGGACUUGCGAAGAAUGUCCAAUUGGAACGUCCUGAGCGUGGAAGCGGCUCUUCAGCAACUCAACAAUUUUGACGAUGAUAAUACGGAGAUCAUAAGACGUCCAAACACGACGAUAGAAAAAUUGCCAGAUAAGGUGCUUCUGAACGUCUUCAGCUACCUGUCCCAUCGCGAGAUAUGCAGGGUGGCACGUGUGUGCAAAAGGUGGCGUCAAAUCGCCUACGACACCCGUUUAUGGAAACACGUAUCCCUACGACCAGAAAUCAGUGGACUGCACGUGAAUUCCCUAGACAACCUACUGCACUUGAUCAGCACACGUUUCGGAGCGUCGUUGAGGUACAUCGAACUACCCAUUGAGUUGAUUACUCAUACGGUGCUGCACGAGUUGGCGAACAAGUGUCCAAACCUGACCCACAUGCUCCUCGACUUCUCCACCGCGAUGCAGCUGCACGAUUUCUCGGAAAUGCAGGCGUUUCCUACUAAACUCAAGUACAUGUGUAUCUGCCUGUCGGAGGUGAUCUUCAUGGAGGGCUUCAUGAGAAAGAUUUAUAACUUCAUUAAUGGUUUGGAGAUUCUUCAUUUGAUAGGAACAUACGAGAAGGUAGAAGAAGAGGAAGAAGAAAUCUACGAAGUGAUAAACGUGCACAAACUAAAGUCAGCGACCCCAAAUUUAAGGGUGAUCAACUUAUACGGUAUCAACUUCGUAGACGACUCGCAUAUCGACGCGUUCUCCUCGAAUUGCAUCCAGCUGGAGUGUCUGGCCGUGAACUUCUGUGCCAAAGUCACUGGUUCGACGAUGAAGACCCUGUUCCAGAGAAGCAGACGAUUAAAGUGUCUGCUGAUGCAAGGAACAAAUCUUCAAAGCGACUACGUGAUGCAGGUAGAAUGGGAGAAGUCGAAUAUCCAGGAAUUGGACGUCACUGCCACGGAUUUAUCCACGGACUGCCUGAUCGAUAUGCUGACCAGAAUUCCAGGUCUUCGUUUCCUGAGCGCAGGCCAGUUGAACGGCUUCAAUGACAGCGUGCUGAAAGCCUGGGCUGAACUUGGCAAUCCACGGAACCUGAUUGCCUUGGACUUGGACAGUUCCGACAAUCUGACUGACGAUGCCCUACAUAAAUUUUUGUCCAGAUACGGUCAUCAACUGUGGGGACUAGCUUUGUCCGGCAUGCCUCACAUCACCGAUCAGUUAUGGCAGAGCGUCUUGCCGAUAUUAACUAAUGCCAAAAUUCUCGUAAUGGGAACACAAGAGAGAUUGGGAGUAAAUAUCCACGUGGAUCAAUUGAUGGACGGAAUAGCGAAUAACUGUCCAAACUUAGAACGUUUGGAGUUACGUUGGGACCCAGAGAACUUGAGGUUCUCCGACAAGAGUCAAAAAGCGAUAGACAUUCUUCGCGUCAAGUGUAUCAAGUUACGCUGUCUAAGUUUGAGUGAUGGAAGAUAUUAUGAAAUAGUUAAAGCGAAUUUCGAGCGUGCCGACAGACUGACGGUCGUUCGAACGACGACAUGCUGCCGCGUGUCGAAUUACUACCUCUUAGCCAAUUACAAGGAUCUAAUUUUUAAUUAAUAUUAUUUAUAAUUACAUUUAUACGCGGGAGGGAUUUAUGCGUAAGUUUUGUUCCAUAGGAUCGACGAGUCACCGUGGCGAUCGAUGAUACCAAACAGACGAUGGAUCACGGUUGCUAUUGACCAAACAGGGAAUCGACUCAAUUAUUUAUUCCACAUAUUAUUAUAAGAAAAAACGCGCAAAAUGUCAGAUACAUAUUUUUUUACGAUACGUUCGAUCAUGUACAUAGACCAGUUUGCAAACUGUAACAAUUUAUUAAAUCUCGAAUGUUCACUCGACAAAUAACAAUCUUGACAUUUUUACGAAAUCUGAGAUUUGUCAUUGAAACCUUAAUUAAGGACGAGUUAAUUCAGCAUAAUAGUGAAAUGUAUUUCUUGGUUAAUCGUGUCAUUACCUUUCUGUACUCGGAACACGCGAAGGAAACGCUGUCGUGAAAUCGUUUUUCAGGCGCAAUAUCGACAAGGUAGCGGCACGCACAAUGGCGUUCGUAGUUUUAUCGAUUAUUCGCUAAUUUAUUCAUGCAGCCGACGACGACGACGUCGCACUGGCCACAGCUGGUGGUCGGUCGAUUCGCUCGAUUUCAUUCUCUCCACAUGCCAGACCCUUCGUUUAUAUGUUGUAUUAUAGUCGACGGACAACCGCUGUCACCGUCACGACUUUUCGCAUGAUUUCCCGUAACUUUUGUAUCUUGUACCUUCUAUCUCCCGUACCG